Molecule: messenger RNA, 1862 nt
Organism: Manis pentadactyla (Chinese pangolin)
Lineage: Eukaryota; Metazoa; Chordata; Mammalia; Pholidota; Manidae
Gene: AADACL3
Product: arylacetamide deacetylase like 3
Molecular function (GO): hydrolase activity
Source: RefSeq, a predicted model, not a curated record
AUGCUUGUCCUGUUGCUGGCAGCAUCCAUCCGCUGUCUCCCUGGGAGGCGUUGUCUGGGCCAUGUUUCAGCACUUCUCACUGCAGAGGGCCCCCCUGUCCUUCAAGGUCUGGCCAAGCUCCCACUUCUGUAUUGCAUGUUCCUGUACAUCAUCAUUUUGGGGAACAUAUUUGAGAAGUUGGGAGUUUGCUCCAUGUCCAGAUUUCUCCAGCUUUUGCAUGACAGUCUGUGGAUGAAGAAGGCCUCUAGACUUGUGUUAACUGACCUGUGUUUUGGGACCAUACCCGUGAGGCUGUUCCAGCCAAGGGUGGCAUCCUCCAGCACCUGGUGAGGCAUCAUCUUCUUCCACAGAGGGGCCGGGUUGUUUGGGAGCCUGGGUAAGCCUCCUCUUGGCCUCUUCCAUGGCGGCAGCUGCAUGGUGGCGGUCCUCCUGCUCCUGGUCCUCCUCGGGGCAGCCUGUGGGUUCUCUGUGGGGGUUGGGCUGUGGAUAAUCUGGAGCCAUUUCCUCACUGCUGAGAUCCCUGCAGUCAUUGGCCACUGGUGACCAGUGGCCAGGGUCUCCCAUGACCUCUUCUGGCUGUUGGUGACGUGGGGGAUGAUUUUUCAUCAACCAAGAAUCUGUUCUAUGCCCCAAUUUGGGCGUUGCAUAUGUGACCUCAUGCUACUAGAGGAGGAGCCAGAUGUCGUGGUCGUAGAUCUCUGCUUCGGGGUGGUCCCCGUGAAGCUGUACCAGCCCAGGGCAUCCCCCUGCACACUCAGGCCGGGCAUCAUGUUCCACCAGGGCGGCGGCGAGGUCUUUGGGAGCUUGGGUAAGAGUCCUUCCCACAGACCCCCGGCCUGCAGAGAGAGUGGCUCAGGGGUUCUAUCAACUGGACACCGCAUGGUGCCCCAGCAUUAGUUUCCAGUGGGAGCAACAGACUGCAUGGCGGCCGCCACCCAUUCCCUGCAGUCCCUGGGUAUGUACGGGGUGGACCCAGUGUGGGUUGUGGUCUGUGGCGACAGUGUGGGAGGCGGAAUAGCAGUGAUAAUUUGUCAAAGACUUUUGGACCAGCCAGAUCUUCCCAAGAUCCAGGCCCGAAUCCUGGUAAACUCCGUUCUCCAAAGCCCGCAUUUCCAGCUCCCCUCCUACCAGCAGAACACGAACGUCCUGUCGCUCAGUCUUGCCUUUGCCUUCUAUUGUUGGUGUGUUCGCCUGGACAUGAGCCCCUCCUGGAAGACCACCAUCAGGAGAGGCGCCCGUUUGCCUGCUGAAGUCUGGGAAAAGUAUGGAAAGUGGUUGGGUCCAGAAAACAUGCCUGAGAGGUUUAAGAAGAGAAGCUACCAGCCAGUGCCCCGGGAGCCCAUGAAUGAGGCUGCCUAUCAGGAGACAAACUUCAUCCUGGAUUUGAUGAACUCACCCCUGAUUACAGAAAAUGAAGUAGUGUCUCAGCUCCCCGAAGCCUGCAUGGUGAACUGUGAAUAUGAUCUUCUCCGGGAUGAUUCACUGUCAUGCGAGAAGAGGCUGGGGGACCUGGGAGUCCCAGAGACUUGGUGCCACAUGGAGGAUGGUGUCCACAGAGUGCUCAACAGCCUUGACGUGGGUUGCUUGUACCUCCCCUGCUCCAGGAGGAUCCUGAAUGCGACAGUCCAUUUCCUAAAAAGGUUGAAGCCAUCUUUCCCUCCUGCUGGAGCUGAGGCUGGGGGCCACCCUCUUGCUCUCCAGGGGGGUUUCUGUGGCUGAUGGGGGUGAUGCUGAGCGGGGCCAGGGAGGGCAGCGAGAUUGCCAUCUGCUUCUUGCUCCAGGCUCUAGAAUCCCAGAAUGCACGUUUCUGAUCUGAAGGGAGAGCAGUAGAAGAGACAGGUUUGCGGGGAGGAGAGGGUUCU